This is a messenger RNA of Ficedula albicollis (Collared flycatcher), 2117 nucleotides long. It is a transcript of the gene CFLAR, whose product is annotated as CASP8 and FADD like apoptosis regulator. Gene Ontology annotation, biological process: negative regulation of extrinsic apoptotic signaling pathway via death domain receptors; proteolysis. Bases 369 to 1817 code for a protein of 482 amino acids. The transcript is spliced from 11 exons. NCBI's taxonomy places the organism in Eukaryota, Metazoa, Chordata, Aves, Passeriformes, Muscicapidae. The record is from RefSeq and is a predicted model, not a curated record. Gene Ontology annotation, molecular function: protein binding; cysteine-type endopeptidase activity.
AACCACUAUGGUGCCUUGCCCCUCCCCGCCCGGAGCGGGGCAGAACCUCACCGGCUCCGCCCGAAUGCGGGACCUGAGUGCCUCAGAGACUCCCCGGCGCGUCUGGAGAAUGAGUUGAUGUAAUCACUGGAAAAUCUUGGAUGGAAACCAAUGUGUGCUGGGUCUGGAUCAGUGAUUUGGCAAUGGUCAAAUGCCUGAUUUCCAGUGGUCUUGUGAGCAGAUCUGCGUACAGAACUGUCCUUGUAAAAAUGCACCGAGUUAAGAACGAACACAAGAGAACUGCUAUGGUAGACACAGGCUUCAUGUCAUGUUGGUUUCCAGUUUAAAAACCAGUAAGCUGGCAAUUUUAAAGGAGCAGCAACAAAGUGAUGACCAGGUGCCAAGUGCCAGCUUUCCUCAUUCAUCAGAUUCAAGAAGAAUUGGAUAAAGAAGAGGAAGAGAUGAUGGUUUUCCUGUGCCGAGACCUUGCUCCUGACUUGGCCACUGCUGAUCUUAAAGACAUCUUGGUGGCUUUGAAUGAGAGAGAGAAACUGACUCCUGUUGGCUUGGCUGAGCUGUUGUACAGAGUUAAGAGGUUUGACUUACUGAGGAGGAUCCUGAACACUGAGAAAGCAACAGUGGAAGCUCACCUUGCCAGGAGUCUCAGACUUAUCCCUGAUUACAGGGUACUAAUGGUAGAGAUAAAUGAAAAUCUGGAAAAAGAAGAAGUGGGUUCUCUUGGUUUUCUACUCAGGGAUUAUGCACCUCGUAUGAAAAUGGCAAAAGAUAAGAGUUUUCUAGCUCUUAUAAUUGACCUGGAGAAGCUAAAUUUGGUGGCUCCUAAUCAACUGGACUUGAUAGAAAACUGUUUUCGAAGUAUUCACAGGAUAGACUUGAUUAAGAAGAUUCAGAAGUACAAACACGAAGCUUCAGUGUCUUCUGUUUAUUCUCAGCCAGUAUAUGUAAAUGCUCUUCAGGCUUCUCUCCCUAAUCUCAAUCUGAUUGAUCCUCCUUAUCACUCAGGGAUUCAGAAUGAGAACACAGAAAAAUUACAAAAUGGAUCAAAUCUUUCUCUGGCAGAACCAGUUCACAUGUCCAUUCAGGAGUCAGGAUCAGUGCCACAUAAGAUGUCUGAUGAUACUUACAGAAUGCUAAGUCAACCUUUAGGAAUAUGCCUGAUAAUAGAUUGUAUUGGCAAUGACACUGAUGUCCUGGAAGAGACCUUCAGAGGCUUGGGCUAUGAAGUUCAUUGUUACAGAUAUUUAAAUAUUAACUCCAUGAAUCAAACAUUGCUUGAAGUUGCAAGGUGGCAGAAGCACAGAAAUUGUGACAGCUUCGUUUGCAUAUUGGUCAGCCGUGGAAACUCUCAGAGCAUCUUCUGUACAGAUCACGCCUUUUCUGGAUUCCCUUUGGAACAAAUAAAGAAAUACUUUACAGCAGACUCAUGUCCUGGACUCCUCGGAAAACCGAAGCUUUUUUUUAUUCAGAGCUAUGUUGUGCCAGAAAAUGAGCAAGAGUGUACCAGUCUUUUGGAAAUUGAUGGGAAAGGUGAGAAUAUCAGUGCCGAAGUCACUAUCCCUCAUGCAGCAGACAUCUUUUGGAGUCAUUGCAAGGUGGAUGUGUCUACGCUAGAACAAUCACCAACUGCAUCCUCAUAUUACCUGCGUUGUCUGGCUGAACUACUCCGUAAUCCUUAUAAAAGGAAACUCUGCAUAUUGGCUAUCCAUAUGGAACUGAACAAAAAAGUUUAUGAUUUGAAUACGACCGCUGGCCCAAGCCAACAAUACUCACUGCUGCUCCAGCACACACUGAGGAAGAAACUUUUUUUUCACACUUAACUGCUGUUAAAAAGUACAUAUCUGAAAUGGUUAGCAAGAAGCAUUUGCUAUGAUGCAAACAGUUUAAUCUUUAUGCAUUGUUAUUUCAUGCAUAUCUAAAGUGCCUGUUGCUUCCAAACACAGGAAUUUAAGCAUUUUAAUGUGCUAAGACACUAGAUUUUGUAUUUUAAUAUAGUAGUCUCUGAAAGCUUGGAUGAGAAUGGUAGCUAUUGUAUAGCUGUGAUGCAUAUCUUGCUACUGAGUACAACAGGUAAACAGAGUGGAAAGAGAUCUGAACUGCGUAGGAAAAACAGAAGUGUU